Molecule: messenger RNA, 2393 nt
Organism: Rhododendron vialii
Lineage: Eukaryota; Viridiplantae; Streptophyta; Magnoliopsida; Ericales; Ericaceae
Product: dihydrofolate synthetase
Exons: 12
Coding region: 393-2012 (539 amino acids)
Biological process (GO): tetrahydrofolylpolyglutamate biosynthetic process
Cellular component (GO): mitochondrion; cytosol; cytoplasm
Molecular function (GO): tetrahydrofolylpolyglutamate synthase activity; ATP binding
Source: RefSeq, a predicted model, not a curated record
AAACCCUAGUUCAUAUAAAUAACAUAGGAGAAAACUUACAUAAAACUGGAUUUUCUUCUCUCUCUCUCUGCCCAAAAAAAUCACCUUGUUUAUGCUCUCUUUAGAACUUGAGCAAAAGUGGGAGAAGAGAAAAGACAGGAAAAUGAAAGUGAAAUGAGAGGCAUAUUAUACCGUGCACAAUGCUAAAUUUUUCUAUUUUCCUUCCUUUCCUUUUCCUUUCUACAACUUCCAAACUUUUCCACCAAACCAAGAGGGUCAGAGGAGAGGCCUGGCUGCUGUUGAUCCUGUUGUGACGAUGAAUAGCGUAUCAGGCAAUUGAUCAUGGAAAAUUAGAAAUCAACGAGGUGCCGUAAAAAAGAGGACAGGAUUUUCCCGAGCUAAGGGAGAAGAUAAUGAAAUUGAACAAAUUUCUCAGUCGACUCUCCUCCAUCUGCACUCCCAGGUGCCCUCCGGUUUCCGCAACUGCUUCAAUCGCUAGCAGCAAUCUAAGACUGUACCGAUACUUCAGCGCAACCUCCGGCGACGACUCAGAACUGAAGGAGUUGACGGAUUACUUGAACAAUUUGAAAAACUAUGAGAAAUCCGGCGUCCCCAGAGGCGCGGGAACAGAUUCCGAGGAAGGGUUCGAUCUCGGAAGGAUGACAAGGUUAAUGGAAUUACUCGGAAACCCUCAAUCCAACUUCAAGUCCGUUCACAUUGCUGGCACUAAAGGAAAAGGAUCAACUGCUGCAUUCCUCUCCAACAUUUUACGAGCUGAAGGUUAUUCUGUUGGCUGCUAUACAAGCCCACAUAUUCAGACCAUCAGAGAACGCAUAUCAGUUGGAAGAUCUGGUGAGCCAGUAUCAGUGAAGGCAUUGAAUUCACUGUUUCAAAGGAUUAAAAAUGUUCUUGACCAGGCUGUGCAAUUUGAAAGUGGACGUCUCAGUCAUUUUGAGGUUUUCACUGCAAUAGCAUUCAGGUUAUUUGCUCAAGAGAAAGUAGAUAUUGCAGUUAUUGAGGCUGGAUUGGGUGGAGCACGGGAUGCAACAAAUGUUAUCUCUAGUUCUGAUCUUGCUGUUGCAAUCAUAACAACAGUUGGUGCCGAACAUCUGGAUGCACUUGGGGGUUCUUUGGAAAGCAUUGCAAUAGCAAAAUCAGGAAUAAUCAAACAUGGCCGUCCAGUGGUUCUAGGAGGACCGUUCCUUCCACAUAUUGAGCAUAUUCUUCGUGACCAGGCAUCCUCAUUGUCUUCAACUGUACUAUCUGCAUGUGAUCCUGGGAAUAAAAGUGCUAUAAGAGGGUUUAGCAAGUUAUAUGGUAAGCCUUGCCAAUCCUGUGACAUAGUGAUUCAAAUUGAGAAGGAUUUUCAACUGUUCAUCGAGCUGUUUGAUGUGAGACUCUCAAUGCUUGGAUCUCACCAACUUCAAAAUGCUGCAACUGCCACUUGUGCAUCUCUCUGCCUUCGUGAUCAAGGUUUGAAAGUUUCAGAUGGAUCCAUUCGCUCCGGUUUGGAGCACACAUGUUUGCUUGGGAGAAGUCAGUUUUUAACAUCUGAGGAAGCUGAGGCACUAGGACUGCAUGGAGCCACUAUAUUGCUUGAUGGAGCACAUACCAAGGAAUCUGCGAGAGCUUUGGCAGAUACAAUUGAGAUGACGUUUCCAAAGGCAAAAUUGGUUCUUGUGGUUGCAAUGGCAAGUGACAAAGAUCAUUCAGGCUUUGCCAGAGAACUACUUUCAGCUAGAAAACUGGAGGCUGUAUUUCUGACAGAAGUCGACAUUGCUGGAGACAAGUCCCGAAUGACUUCCGCAUCUGUAUUAAAAGAUUGUUGGAUCCAAGCUUCCAAAGAGGGAGGUGUUGAUAUUGUUGACAAUGGUGUGGAAGACUUCCGUAGCUCAUUGGAUGAUCAAUCAGUUCACUCCGUAGUCAAACCAGAAUGCAAAACUAUAUUAGCAACCGAGAGAUCGUUAAUGACCUCCAUGAGGGUUGGAAAUCAGAUUCUCCAAGCAAGAAUGGGGGAUCAACCAGGAAGUUAAAGACUACUCAAAACUCAUGAUGUCUUCAUGGCCAUAUGGAUGCAAAUUUGGAUAAAGACGUACUCAAAGCUAUCUAUUUUGAGUAGAUUUUAUGUGCAUCAUAUGUUUUGAAUACAUCUGUGUUUGGACAUGGUUGUCGUCAACACUAUUAGGACAUAAAUGAACAGAGCAGUUAGAACAGUUCAGUGGGCCUGUAUGGGAGUUGGACAAUGCGCCAUUGUAAAGCCCUGAUUGUUGUUCCCAGACCAGUCCAUUGGGUUUCAAUUCGUUGACACCAUUCCAUGCUUGUGUCGGAGUCGCGUGCGUGUCUGAAUCCUUUGAGAGAUUACUUUCUAUCCAUAAAAAGAAAGAAAGAAAAGGAAGCUCUAAAUUUUCAUCUUC